This is a messenger RNA of Chanos chanos (milkfish), 1511 nucleotides long. RefSeq names its product zinc finger CCHC domain-containing protein 7-like. The record is from RefSeq and is a predicted model, not a curated record. Lineage: Eukaryota; Metazoa; Chordata; Actinopteri; Gonorynchiformes; Chanidae. Gene Ontology annotation, biological process: nuclear mRNA surveillance of mRNA 3'-end processing; nuclear polyadenylation-dependent snRNA catabolic process; nuclear polyadenylation-dependent snoRNA catabolic process. The coding region runs from base 1 to 1221 and encodes 406 amino acids. Gene Ontology annotation, molecular function: zinc ion binding; RNA binding. The transcript has 8 exons. Gene Ontology annotation, cellular component: TRAMP complex.
AUGCACUGCGAAUACGUGGUAGAUGAAGAACAUGAGUACGACAGCUGGAGUUUUGUUAGUUCUGACAGAUCGCCUGAUCUGUCCUGGCCGGAUUCGGAGCUCAGCUCCGAUAGUGCGGACGAGAGAGGUAGCGAAGAGGGGAGUGAAGGAGAAUCAGACUUUGAGAUUGAGCAUUGGAUGAUCUUGGGAGAGGAAGAGGAGGAGGCAGACCGGACUAUACAGCUCAACCUAAGUUACAGUUGUUCGGACACGGACGAUGAAAAGAAUGAAGAAAACUAUAAUACAAAACUGUGGGUAGUCUCAGAGAAGGAUCGAGAGAGCGGCAGUAGAGGAGGAGAUAAACGCAAAGACGGAGAGUUUUCCAGCCGCACACCCCGCUACUUCCCGCUCCAAGAGGACUUGUUUUGCUCAAACUGCCGAAAGAGAGGACACAAGACUUGGAGCUGCCCUGCUCCCAAGAGGCAGAUGUGCUGUGUGUUAUGUGGACAGCGGGGACACCUCCUCUCGGCCUGUCCACAGCAACACUGCCCUGUGUGUGGACUCCUGACACACACACUCACAUCCCACAAACAAACAGUGCGCACACAGCUGGCCUGCCCACUGCAGACAUACUGUGAUCAGCCCUGUUCUCGCUGUGGAAGGUCUGGGCAUCUACAGGAUAGUUGCCCAGACAGCUGGAGACAGUAUCAUCUAACGACACAGCAUGGAGUCCCUGUCAGACCAGAAUGUGAACACACAAGAAGACAACCGGUUUACUGCUACAACUGUGCUCUUCAGGGACACUAUGGCCAUGAAUGCAUGCAGAAAAGGAUGCAAAGUGGAGUCAAGCCAUCUGUUCCAUAUGUGUGUGUUUAUGAUUCAGAGCAGGAUCUUCAGAUACGGCAAGCACAGACUCUCAGCAGAGCCACAGGGUUACAGCAGCUGUGUUUGGAAGGAUCCCAAAAGGCCAAGCAGCAGCGAGGUCAGACAUGGCCAGAGAAGCGAAGAAAGCGACGGGAAAUUAAAAAACUGCGGAAAGAGAGGAAGAGUGUAGGGGGAAUAAGGAAUAAGGAGCCUGAGUCUCUUCAAAGCCCCUCAGUAGACAUUACGUUCCCACCACAGAAUCUCCCUGUAAAGGGGCACACCAACUCUGGGCCGCGAAGGAGCGCACAGUCCAGACACAGGAAAUCCUACCAUCUGGGUCGACACUUUGUUUCUGUAAAACGCAGAGUGUGUAGAUAGUUGAGUCACACUGUAAAGUGUGUAUAUGUGUCUGGAACUGCAUGAGUGUGCGUUUGUGUGUGUGAGAUAAUUUUAUAGGUUGUCAGCUGAAGUGAAUGCAUUUCUUUGAACAGCAGUGCAGCUGCCUUGCAUGGGGCUCUGGUUUAGUGGUCUGCAUUCAGCCAACCGUUUUGACCUCAUGUCUCUUUAUAAAUAAGAUGAUGUAUUGGGACGUGCUGAUUUUAUGUAUAUACUGUCGAAAAAAUAACUACCAUACCUCAUUUCUUUGUUGGAUUUGCAUUCCAGACUUU